CAGGUGACUGAUGGAAUAACCCUGGGAAACCGAUAAGCUUUUCUCAAUGAAAAGGACUUGGUGGAGUAAUGCCUGGAUAUCAAGAGGGUUGGGCCUUAUCUCGUAGCCGGUGUCAUUAACCCAGGCAGUACCAAGCUACCAAGGACUGCAGAGGUAAUCAGCCCUACACUACAUGUGUCCCUGCACACUGCCAACUCACACCUGCAGAGCUGGAGAGAGGCCAAAGCAGAGCGGGGGCAUUGACCUACAAGUUAAGUCCUCAAGUUUUUUUUUUUUUUUUUAAAUACAUGUAUCUUAUUGUAGCUGUAGAACAACACUGGAAUUUCGAAAUGUUAAUUUGGUGUCGUAAAACUGCCCAAUCCAGUUUUUAUUUCAAUUUUAUAUUUAUUGAUUCGUAGCUAGGAUUUUAGAAAUACUGAGAUCAUUAGUACCCCCAAACACAACCCUCAGAAUAUUUGGCCAGAGACCAAUUUUUAAAUAUUUGGAUUUUUAAAUUUGUAUUUAUUUAUUAUUUAUCUAAGUGUUCAUUUAUAUUUUAUGUAGUUUUUCUUUUACUAAGUCUAACUGUAGCCGUGCUCUUGAAGGAGUGAGUGAGGCUAUACUUAGACACAGUGUUGCUUUGAGCUUAAUGCUAACAUGAUCAUGCUAAUGUCCUCACAGUGAUAAUGUUAGGAUACUGAUGUGAAGCAGGUGUAACAUUUACAAUGUUCACUAUCUUAGUUUAGCGGGUUGACAUGCAAAAACUUGCUAAUUAAAGUAAAAAAGUUAAGGGAUCAAAGUUUUUACAAUUCAACCAGCGGCACAUGAGUCACAAAUUUAAUCGCAAUCCAUCAGAGACAUUUCACAAAAAACAACAUCAACAUCAUAGUGGCCCUAAAGGAAAGUUCAGGGGAUCACCAAAGUCAGUAGGAUACAUCCUCUGGGGACUGUGAAUCUCUGUAUAAAAUAUCAUGGCAAUCCAUCCAAUAGUUGUUGAAAUAUUUCCAUCCGGACAAAUGGGGUGGACCGACAGAUGGCAAAAUUCAAAAUUGUAGAAGAAUUCCAGCAAAAGCUGAAGUGUUUGUUGUUUUGCACAACUGAUGAAAAGAUGGAUUGUUGCUAUGACUGUGAAAGUUGUCAGUGUACUUAAAAACCCAUUGCUCUGACUGCAUUUCCCAUUUGCAGGUCCUAAGUUGCUGUUAUGCUAUAUUUCUUACAGGGGUAGUAACAUUUGAAGUAAUAAAAAAAAAAAAAAAAAAAUGCUAUAAUUUUAGAUACAUUCACAUCCAGCUCACUUGGUCAUGAGGCUGAUUAAAGUGUCAGUAGCUGAUAGAUAGAUAGAUAGAUAGAUAGAUAGAUAGAUAGAUAGAUAGUCAGUCAAGGAAGCACAUUCAGUUUCUUUUUAUGUUUCAAACUUAAAGCUGUAAGAUAACUUUUUUUUAUUAUUAUUACAAAACAAUCAAAGUUGUCCAAGAAAAUUCAAGGAAUUCCUGUUUAUGGUGUCUGUAACAGGCGGUUUCAUGUUCCACUUGUCAUUUAAAUAAGUUUACCCUAAUUUGUUAUCUUCCGGGUGCCUGGCACUGAGGUUCGAGACUGAUAAGCAAAUUGCUUUAUUAUUGUCACAAAUAAACAAACCACAUUUUCAGUGACACUUUUGGACAUUUAGCACCAUGAACCAGCUAAAACAUUUACCACAUUGUAAAGCGACAGGUGACACAAUUCAUAACAUAUUUUACUCUUUACUUUUGUCGGGACACCUGCUGCACAAUCCAAGAAGCCUGAAACCAUCAUAGGAUGGGAGCCGUGAACCGCAGAGCAGUGGAGUCAAGAUGAUGGGUCAUUCCCGUAUAAAACAAAGUACGAGCAGCGGCACCGGGUGUCCUUAACAGACUGUUUCACAGAGGCGGACCUCAAAAGCUUAUCGGAGCUGAAUCCACCCGCUCUGAUGCAGAAUGGGAAUGUGGGCACACCGACAAAAGUGUUCCUACAGCUCAUCCAGUCCUGCAGACUGCCUCCGCGCCUCAUCCGGAAGUUGGGCCUCACUUUCCCCAAGACCAGCACCAAUCGCCGCUACGGGAAUGUAUAUUUUCAAUAUCAGGACAGUUGGACACUUCCAGCCACAGAGGAGACAAUAUUAACAGCUGCUGGCCAUGAAAUAUCAGGACCAGGCACUUUGUCUGCUCCGCCCUCAAGACGGAGGCAGCCGACUGAUCACACAGAAACAACAGACACUGAUGAGCCGCAGCAGGAACAGGAGGAGGAUGAACAGUCAAAUGCAGAUGAUGAUGAUGACUGGUGUGAGGAGUGGGAGCGCCAUGAGGCUUUGCAUGAGGAUGUAACGAGCCAGGAGCGAAGCAAAGAGAGGCUGUUUGAAGAGGAGAUUGAGCUGAAGUGGGAGAAAGGCGGCUCAGGCCUUGUGUUCUACACUGAUGCCCAGUACUGGCAGGAGGAAGAAGGAGAUUUUGAUGAACAAACAGCAGACGACUGGGAUGUCGACAUGAGUGUUUACUAUGAUAAAGAUGGAGGUGACAUGGAUGCCCGUGACUAUGUCCGAAUGCGGUAUGAAAAAAGGCUGAGGGAGGGUCUUGAAGAUAGAUCUGGAAACAGUCAGUCUAUUGGCAGCUUUGAGAGGUUCACUAAGGGCUUUGGUCGUCGUUUGAUGGAAAAGCAGGGCUGGAAGGAUGGUGAAGGGUUGGGAAACAGUCAGGUUGGGAUUCCUGAAGCUCUUGAGAGUGAGGGCCAACAUCCCAAUUGCAAAAGAGGCUUUGGGUAUCAUGGAGAGAAAUUGCUUUUACAUUCUGUAAAAAAGCCCAAAAGAGAUUUUCAUAUAACUACAGUGUAUGAUAAACCCAAAGACAUAGACGGAGGUGACACGUUGCUGAGACGUCAACCAAACACAAGUAUGAAGUACAGAGGCUGGCAGCCAGGUGGCAGCAUUGGACCACGAAGAUGACUUUAAUUAAAUUAUUAUAGUUUUAUAGAUUUUUAUUUUUUUCCUCACCUGUUUAUUUGACUGUUCCAUUAAAACAAAAAUUCAAACCUU
Messenger RNA from Dicentrarchus labrax (European seabass), 3022 nucleotides. RefSeq names its product G patch domain containing 3 (gene gpatch3). The record is from RefSeq and is a predicted model, not a curated record. Gene Ontology annotation, molecular function: nucleic acid binding. The transcript is spliced from 7 exons. Gene Ontology annotation, biological process: negative regulation of RIG-I signaling pathway; positive regulation of DNA-templated transcription; negative regulation of type I interferon production. NCBI's taxonomy places the organism in Eukaryota, Metazoa, Chordata, Actinopteri, Moronidae. Bases 1925 to 2932 code for a protein of 335 amino acids.